Molecule: messenger RNA, 2109 nt
Organism: Nerophis lumbriciformis (worm pipefish)
Lineage: Eukaryota; Metazoa; Chordata; Actinopteri; Syngnathiformes; Syngnathidae
Source: RefSeq, a predicted model, not a curated record
AUGGCGGCCAACAUGUACCGGGUCGGAGAUUAUGUGUUUUUCGAGAACUCCUCCAGCAACCCUUACCUGAUCCGGCGAAUAGAAGAGCUUAACAAGACGGCCAGCGGCAAUGUGGAGGCCAAGGUAGUGUGCUUCUACAGAAGGAGGGACAUUUCGCACAGCCUCAUCCAGCUAGCAGACAAACAUGCAAAAGAGCUGGAGGAGGAGAAGGAGAACCCCCCGGAGACGGAGCUCACAGACAAACAGAAGCACCAGCUUCGCCACAGAGAACUCUUCCUCUCGCGCCAGUAUGAGAGCCUACCCGCCACGCACAUCAGGGGAAAGUGCAGCGUGGCGUUACUCAAUGAGACUGAAGCAGUUCUUUCAUACCUCGACAAGGAGGAUACUUUCUUCUACUCUCUGGUGUACGACCCGACACAGAAGACCCUACUGGCCGACAAAGGCGAGAUCCGAGUGGGGCCACGCUUCCAGGCUGACGUGCCGGACAUGCUUCCGGAGGCUGGCCAAGCAGACGACAGGGACCAGGCCAAACUGGAGGAGAAACUCUGGGAUCCUGACUGUCCGCUCACUAACAAACAGAUCGACCAGUUUUUGGUGGUGGCGCGGGCGGUCGGCACCUUUGCCCGGGCGCUGGACUGCAGCAGCUCAGUCCGACAGCCAAGUUUACACAUGAGCGCGGCGGCAGCGUCGCGUGACAUCACACUGUUCGACGCUAUGGACACGCUGCACCUUCACAACUACGACCUGUCGAGCGCGCUGAGCGUGCUGGUGCCGGCGGGCGGGCCUGUUCUCUGCCGAGACGAGAUGGAGGAGUGGAGCGCCUCAGAAGCGGCCAUGUUUGAGGAGGCGCUAGAGAAGUACGGCAAGGACUUCAACGACAUCCGACAAGAUUUUCUACCCUGGAAAUCUCUGAGCAGUAUCAUAGAGUACUAUUACAUGUGGAAGACCACGGACAGAUACGUGCAACAGAAGAGGCUGAAGGCAGCUGAGGCCGAGAGCAAGCUGAAGCAAGUUUAUAUUCCUACAUACAAUAAGCCCAACCCCAACCAGAUCUCGCUGACCAAUGGCAAGAUGGCAACCGUCAAUGGCGCUGGACCUGGAACCUUCCACGCGGCGGGCGGGGGCCGAGCCUGCGAGAGCUGCUACACGAUGCAGUCGGCCCAGUGGUACUCGUGGGGGCCCCCCAACAUGCAGUGCCGUCUGUGCGUGUCCUGCUGGAUGUACUGGAAGAAGUACGGCGGUCUGAAGAUGCCGAGUCGAGCCGAGGCGCCCGAAGAGAGGACCUCCCCAAGCCCAGCCGCUAACGAGCCACGUUCGCGUAGCCACGCCCCACGCCAGUCUAACCACAUUCCCAUGCGCAACAGCGGCAGCCCUAAGUCGUCCAUGAAGACCAAGCAGGCCUUCCUGCUGCAGGCUACGCGCCUCACUAAACUGGCGCGCCACAUGUGCCGCGACGUCAUCAGGCUGCGCCGUGCCGCGCGCCGCCCCUUUGUACCUAUUAACUGCGGCGCCAUAAAAGCAGAGUAUAUCACAAGGGCGUCUGAAGGUCACGGGACACGCCUCCCCAAGAUCCGAGCGGCGCAACGGAGCACUUUGACCAGCGUGGUGCAGUUCCUCGAGUCUCGUCCGGCGUCCCAGGCCCCGCGUUCGCACCGCACGGCCGGCCUGCAGACACCGCCGCCGCGUCGACUCCUGUCCUCGCUGCCGCACGGGCCCCAUGGCAUGCUGGGAAAGCGAAGCUUUCAUCAUCACAAUAGAGGAGCGGAGUCUGACAGGCGCCCAGAGAAUCCGGGAACCACAGGUGGCGCUCUAAUGCAUAACGGACGCAGCAGCGGCAGCGGAAGCACCCGCGGAGGCGUGAUGAUCCGCAAGAGACGCCCCAACUGGAUCGACGCCCCUGACGACAGCUUUUUCCUCGUCACCCGGGAGACCAGGAGAGCGAGGCGUCUGCUGUCACGCUCGCAGCUGCGGCACGCUUGUAGACAACCAUGUGAGCAGAUCACCUUGCGAAGAGCAUCCCAGGCGCCUCCUCCGCAGGGGCUGGUAUUAGGGCCUCCGCACCCGCACCCCAGCUUGAGGAUGCGGGGCCCCAUCGUCAUCCACGACUGA